This is a messenger RNA of Canariomyces notabilis, 1156 nucleotides long. RefSeq names its product WD40 repeat-containing protein. The transcript has 6 exons. Gene Ontology annotation, cellular component: THO complex part of transcription export complex. The coding region runs from base 97 to 1122 and encodes 341 amino acids. Gene Ontology annotation, biological process: mRNA export from nucleus. Gene Ontology annotation, molecular function: protein binding. The record is from RefSeq and is a predicted model, not a curated record. Lineage: Eukaryota; Fungi; Ascomycota; Sordariomycetes; Sordariales; Chaetomiaceae.
UACUCUUUGUGUUCCGAGGAAUCCAGACCCGGAUCCCUUUAAAGCCAAGGCCAUCCUCGACAGCAACAUCGUUAGCAUCGCCCCAUUCAGCUCACCAUGGCGCCGGUCAUCCGGCCCAGAUAUGGCCGCAUUCCCAAAGACAAGUUCGCAGCCUAUUUCGGCCCUCUCAAAAGCCAGCCGUACAACGAAUCGACUGCCAGGGGCGGCGUUGGGUCUCAUCACAGUCUUCGAUCCAUUGCAUGGAACCCUCUUGGUAGUCUGGUCGCCACGGGCGCCGCUGACAAGACGUUACGUGUCUGGAACCCUGAAAAGCCUAAUGUCCGUUUUUCCACUGAGCUUAAAGGUCACUCAGCGGGAAUCGAGAAAAUAGCCUUCAACCCCGUCAAGGAUGCAGAGCUUUGCAGCGUCAGCAGCGACGGCGUUGUCAAGCUCUGGGACGUGAGGACAAAGGCGUGCGUGAACGAGGUGAAGGGUCUCGGCAGUGCCCACACCCUUGCCUGGGCCCCUGACGGCUCUUCGCUCCUCGUAGGAAACAAGAGUGGUGAGCUUUUCCAGAUAUCGCCCGUCAAGUCAGCCAUAGUCUCGUCCUCUCAGCAGCCGACCGAGACGAAUCAAAUGGCCUUCUGUUGGAGCGGAGAAAAAGUCUUUUUGCCGACCAAGGACGGUAAGAUACGUAUCCUGUCAUAUCCCGAGCUGGAACCGGUUCUUCACGUCAACCAUGCGGUUCAGCCAGGAGAAUCUACAGAGUUCAUGUUGAAGGGGCAUACCGCCUCGUGUUUGACGGUGGAACUCUCGCCGACCGGGAAGUACCUCGCCACUGGCGGAGCAGAUUCUAUCAUAGCUCUCUUUGAUACCAAGGACUGGAUAUGUCAGCGCACCGUCUCCCGCAUGGUCGGUCCAGUUCGCAGCAUAAGCUUUACAUUCGAUGGCAGUUAUGUCGUCGGCGGGUGCGAAGAAGGCUCUGGCUUGGAGGUCACGCAUACCGAGACUGGGGAGCACGUCUACACGUUCAAGUCGGCGGGGCCUUGCGAAGCGGUUGCUUGGGCUCCCUCGAGAUAUUGUCUCGCUUACAGUGAUUUAGGAGUGCUGCGCAUUGUCGGCCUUGACGCGGACCGGAAAUGAGUGCCAGCUGUGAUUUCAACCGGUCUUCGCGCGA